UAUCGUUGAACACUUUAAAAUCAAAAAUAAAUUUUUUGUAAUUAUUUUAUUUUAUAUAUUUUAAGUUAAAUCUAUGCAUUUUUAAAAUGUCGUAUAACAUAUCAGCCUCAGCCAUUAAAAAUUUAGACCAUGAAUUGGAUGAAAUCAGGGUAAGAACAUUAAAACACAUAGAAGGCAAAAUAUUACGAGCAUUCCAGCAAGAUGCUACUAUUGAUAUGAAUUCUGGUAAACUUAUGAGCAAGCUGAUUAAUUGGUUUAACAAAAAGCCUUUAUUGGAAGUAGAAACCGUCUUAAAUUUAAUUUUAACAAUUUUAAAAAGUGAAUUCAUUCAUGAAACUGUGAAAUUCUUAAAAAAGAGUACGCUGGAAAAAGAAGUCAAUAAAAUCUAUGAAAUUGUUAAAUCAUCAGCUUUUUAUAAAGAAAUUGUACAAAAUAUAAAAGAGUUAUUAGAAAAUUAUGAAGAAUUUGAAAAAUACACUGAAAACGACACCAGCAGUUUAAGUCUUCCGGUUACAGGUUGUAGUUCAGAUAAUAUUUCCAUUCAAGAAUUAGGAUCAGAAAACAAUGAUAUUUUGAGUGAAUAUGAACAAGCUUGGUCGACACCUAGCAGACCAGACUUAAAUCAAAUGAAUAUGAUAUUCAAUUCUUUAUCAACUAUCAGUACAUAUGAAGAAGUAAAGAAUGGAUUAGAAUAUUUUAAAACAGCUGUAAAUGAUUAUCCUGUUGAAUAUUUUUUGCAACCUCCAUAUAUUGUCAAAAAUAUGAUCAAGCUAUAUUUUCAAGAAAAGAAAUUUGCUAAAUUGUUAAUAUUAAAUUUCAAUUAUUUAAGUGAGGCUAUUAAAUGUAGAAUUAGAAAACGGGUUCUUUCAGAAUGCUACGAUCCUACUUGGAAAGAAAAUACAUCUACUAGUUGUAAAAUACAGAUCUCUUUACCGCAAUUUUGUGUUGAAAUAUUAAAAUUAAGUGUAGAACAUUUAAAAGCAUUUGAUGAUGCUAUUGAUCAGAAUGAAAUAUUUGAUGUGUACCAACUUAUAAUGAUUAUAUUUGAAAUAAUGGAACUUGUUGAGUAUAAAAAGAAUGCAUCUUUAGCUUCAAUAAAAUCAAUUUUAAUAGACUUAGGAAUUUUGGCCAGAUUUUAUAGACAAGAAAAAAUGUAUAGAACUUAUCGAAUACAAUACAUUUAUAUAAUUUCAAUAAUUGCAAAAUUAGUUAAGCAAGUAAAUCAUCAAAAUGAAAAUAUAUACAAAAAAUCCAUAGAUAUAUGGCAUAUAGAGUUAGAGAACGCAAUUUUAGACUUUCCUUUGCGGCAAUUUUAUCCUCUGAUCUAUAACCAAGUGGAGGAAGCUGUAGAGAACCACAUUAUGCUUAAACCUCAAUUAAAUGCUAUAUUAAAUUGUCAUAUGAAUUUUACCGAAGCUAUUGAUAUUUUGAAAAGACCAGAAGAAAAAACUGAUGUAGAGUUUAUUCAGAUAGCUCUUAAAGCUUUAGACACUUUAUCAAUCCACGUAAGUUUAGGUUUUGUGCGGAAGAUAAUUAAAUCUAUAUCAAGUUCAAUUUAUUUGUUUGAUGGUAAGCCAGAUUUAAAGUCAAUCUCCGAAGAAAUUGUGUUACGUUUACUAGCUCAUGAAAACGUCAAUGUUCAAAGGGUUACAUACCAAGAAAUUUCAAAUAACAUGAAGAAAUCCUUUGGUUGUUUAAUGAAUGGUAACGUCAAUAUCCGAAAUUUCAGUUCUAAUCUGAGUUGUCCCAAAUCAUUGGGAAUUCCUCUUACAUCUGAAAUUAUAUCGGAAAUUAUAUGUUUCGGAUAUUUUCAUCAAGAAACCAGAAUAAGCAAAAAUGCAGAAAUUAUAUUAUCCUUAAUAUUGAAAGGAAAAGAUAUUUUGGGUUCAAGUUGGAAUAAUAUAUUACAAAUUUUAAUUCCAAACUUUCCACUACUGCAAACUUUAGCAAACUGUGAUGAAAAUUUUGGAAAACUGAUUUUAGAGCUUUUUAACCCAGACAAUGGUUUGGAUACACAUGAACUACUAAAAGGAAACUUACGUUUUCUUUUUUCAACUAAUUAUAAGAUUCGGUCCGAAGCAGUUUCACGUUUAGUAUAUAUUCUAGCGAAAGAUCCGAUGCAAUAUGAUUUUUUGCCAAAUAUUUCCGAAAUAUCUGAUAUUAUUCCGGAUAAUAUAUGUUAUAUUCAAGUACCAAGAGACCCUGAAAAAAUUUUUUAUGGGGGCUUAUAUGAUUUCACUACAAUACCAGCAUUAUUAGAACUUCUUAAAAGUAGUGAUGUUGAGCCAAAUGUUCGUAAAACAUGUUUGAUGCAACUUAAUGUUUUAUGUCAAGAUAUCGACAUGAAUAAAAUUAUUUUUAAGGAUAACGGUUGGUAUUACAGCAUACAAGCUCUAGAAAAUUCUUUAAAGAAAAAUCCAACUGUGGAUUAUACCGACUCCUUAAUACCUGCUGUCGGUAUGCUGUCAAAAAUUCUUCUUUGUAAUGCUUUUCUUCGCAAUGAGCUUUCGGGUGAAAGCAAUAUUUAUUUAUUAUUAUUAAGAUCUUUGUUCCUGUUUUAUAAUGAUAUAACACUGCAACAAGAUGCAGUAAUAACUUUGUUUUUGUUGUUAUAUAACCAUCAUAUUGUGGGUGGAGAAAAGAAAAUUUCGGUACCAAUAAUUUUGAAAAAGAUAAAUUUACCUUUGAAAAGCGAUUUUCAUUGGGAAGAAAGCAUAUAUAAAAAAGUAAGUUAUUUUGAGCAAAUUUUUUUGGAAAUAUCUGAAAACAACACGAAAAACAACAGCAAUUUUUCAAGCAACACUUUUUCAAAAACAAAAAAACCCUACUCUGAAAGCGAACGUUUUUCAAGUAUUCCACUGAGUCGAAGAACAGAGCCAAUAUAUAGUGUAGUUAGAGAAAAACAACCAAAUGAAAAUGAAGCUAUCUUGCAGUUUAUAAGAUACAGUUUUUCUACUAUAUGGUUUACAAAUUUUGAGGAAAUGCACAAAAAUAUUAUUUUAAAUAAAUUGAAUAAUGACAAUACUACGUUGGAUUAUACGGAUUUUCCUGAAAACUUUAAUGAAACUUCGAAUGGCAUAAUAGAGUUUCAGGAUAUUUUAGAUUUUAAUUCAAAUUUGAAAAUUAAUAGUGAAGAUAUACGUUUAAUUAAAAUAACCUCACCUCAAGAUAAUGUAAGAAAAUUUUUGAAGAAGAUUUCCAAUGAAACAACAGAAAAUGAUUUUUUGAAAAAAUUGGCUGAAUUUCGAUUUUGUUUGUUUUUGGGAUCUUAUAGCAUUUUGGACGGUAAUGAGGUGAUAAAAACAUUUCAAAGAUUUUUGAUUGUUAAACCAAGCAGUACUGGAGAUCAUAAAAUUUUUCAAAAUAUUGUUGAUCUGUUCCAUUACUUAAUUAAAUUAGAAAAUGAAAGCAUUAUAUUAUGGAUAUUAAAAGAAUUUAGUGAACAGAAUUGUGUUAUUUUACAAGUUUUGAAGGACUAUAAUGUUCCAAGAACGUUGUAUGACAGCGUAUGUGAACUUAUAGAAACUAUAAUAAAUUUUUGUUCUACUAAAGCUAAUAACAAUAAAAUACAGGAAUAUGCUUUAUAUACCACUGAAACAAGUUCAAAAAAAUACUAUUCUAAUAUUUAUAAUAAACUUUUUGAAAUUGUAAUACCAAUAGCUGAAGAAUGUUUUCAUAAAAGAUAUUUAGACCAAGUUCGAAGUUUGUUAAAUUUAUUGCAAAUAAUUACAAAAACGGAAAAUAUCGAUAUAGAUUAUGGUUUUGCGACAAUCGUUAUUAAAAAGAUGUUAUAUUUUGUGAUGGCUUUAAAAUUAUUUACUCAAUGCGGGUCCCACUUAAAUAAAAACUGUUUGCUUAUCGUAGGAAAUUUGAUGAAUUGUUGCGAUGAGAUAAUGCUAGAUGAAAACCAUGUAAAACUGUUGUCGGGUUUGUGUAGUCAUGAGGAUUUUGAAAUAAGAGCUUUGUCAUGGGGAAUUUUAACAAAAAUUUCUAUUAGUUUAAAAGGAUCGCACUUAAUAGUAAAAGAAUUAUCAUAUUUGCCUGGUGGUUUUCAUGCUUGUUGCUUAAGUACUCUUCUUGAUAACAAUGAAAUCCCUUUAGUUCGAUUUGCAGCUGGAAUGCUGUUUUCAAACCUUUUAAGUCAUAAAAGUAAUGAUACAAAUGGAACAUGUUUACAUUUAUCCGUUGCUCCACUGUGUAUUGAAUUAGAACCAUCUCAGCAAAAUAAUGGACUACGUUUGAUUACAAAGUUAUUUUCUAAAUAUAGCUUUUAUUCAGCUAUUCAAGAAUCUAUUGAACAUAUUCAUAUUGCAAGAACAAUAAACAGUUUCAAGAUUCAAAAUAUAACAACUUGUAGUAUUAUUAAUGCUUAUUGCAGAAUUUUAAGUAAUUUCAUAGAUUUAUGCCCAGAAAGUGAAGUGGAAAUUUUUGAUAAUGAACCCUUCAUAAUCAGAAUUUUUAAUUUAAUAAAACUUAUACCAUCUUGUAUUACUGAUGAAUCGCUAUGGAUGUUCAGCGAAAUUUGUUUUAUAAUAAACAAAUUUCUAUCUUAUGAAAAUAUUACUUCAAUUAAAAAAAAUAUGUGCAGUGAUUAUGGUUUUAUAGUAGCUCUGAAUCAGUUACUAAAUUUAAAAUAUUUUGAAAAGAAAAAUCCAAGCCUGUUAAUAAAUCCCAUCCAAACAUUAAGAUUUUUAAUUAACGAUUCGAUAUUCUUUGAAAUAUUUUGUGAAAUACUUUCAAGUAAUGGAGCCUUAAAUAUAAUAGAAAUUAAUUUUGAAAAUGCAUCUUUAACACUCUUAAUAACAUUGUUAGCAAAAAGUUAUAGUUUUUCAACAAAUAGAUUUAAAACGAUUCCAAUAAUUUUUGAUUCCACUGAAUUAAAAACAUCUAAUCAAAUUUUUUAUGGAAGUGAACAGAUAUUUUACAGUGCUUCUUUACUUUUUAAUAAAUUAUUCCAGAAAAAAACAGAAGGUAAACUUUUUAAAAAGACUUUAGUAUGUGAGGCAUUAGCAGCGUUAUUAAGGACUUCUCCCGAAGUAAGAAAAUUUGCCCAUAAUGAAGAGUUUUUAAGUACGAUUCUUCACCAAAUUGAUUUAAUUUACGAAGAUAUUACAGUUACAUCUACUGAAUAUAUAAGAAAUCAUGGAGAUUCAAAGAAAAUUGCCAUCUUACGUCAUUUAACAAUUUUAUUUAGUAUAAUUUUGUACUGGUUCUCUUCAGACUGUUUAAAAAAUCAAACAGAAAUCGAAAAAUUAUCAAAAACUGCAUUGCAUACAUGGCAGUGGAUAAAUCAUUCUGAAUCGCUACGGGAAGUGUUUCUUAAAACGUUAGUAGUUUUAAGUAAAGAUUCACUUGAAGUUUGCAAGCAAUUUGCGGCAUCAAUAACAAGUUUUUCCAAUUCGAUUAUGCAACUCACUUGUAAAAUGGUAAUAGCUGAAACCAAUAAAAUUAGACAUCCCAAUAUAGAUUUUGGUAUAUUAGAACUAGGAUUAGGAAUUUUAACAAACUGUUGUACAUGUAUUGAAGGAAGAUUGCUUUUAGUGAAAAUGAAUCUUUUGGAUGUGAUAAGUAAUUUUCAUCCGAUGGAUGUUAAAAUUCAAAAGUCUUGGAAUGUUGUGACAAUAUAUUGGUUAGAAUUUUGGAGUACUUUUUCUAUAUAUCAAGAAGGAGCCGUAAUCAAGCACUUGUAUAUUUUGUGUUCAUUUAUAACUAAAACAAAAAAUAAGAUCCGAUUACUGUGCUUAAUAAUUUUACGAAAUAUGGCAUUCUUGCAAGCAAACGGACCCGGUCUUUUAUCAUCUCAGGACUUUCAAUAUGUAACUAGAGAUGUUUUGGAAAGUGGGAACGAACAUGAAAAAUUUAUUAUAGUAAUAGCAUUGUGGAAAUUAAUAUCAAAGAAUUUUAAAGCGAGACAUGUUGUUAAAAGUUGGGGUAUACCAAUGAAGUUGAAAAAUAUCCAACGUGAAAUUGAUAAAAAUGAUACAGAAAAUGAUUUAUAUAGUGCUAUUGAAAUUGUUUUAAAUAUCUUAAAGUAAUAUAUUUUUAAGAUUUUUUAAUGUUUAAUUUAUUCGAAUAACUUUAAAAUGUUAAUUUAUUGAUUAAAUAUAGAAAUAAAUUUUUAAGUUAUAUUGGUAUUAACCAUGCAUUUUAAAAAUAAUAUGCUGGGAUAAAUAAAGCUGUAAAUCCUUGUAAGUUGUAAUAUUAAGUGAGUACAUAUGCACUGAAGGUUUUAUAAGAAAUCAACUUUAUGUAGAUCCUGUUAUUAAAAUAUUUUGUUUUUAAGUUAACUUAUUAAGUACUGGUUAUACCAUAUAUAUAACAGAAACUGUGAAUAAUUUAGUGGAAGGAGCAAAAGUAAAUUUA
This is a messenger RNA of Condylostylus longicornis, 6363 nucleotides long. It is a transcript of the gene ana3, whose product is annotated as protein rotatin homolog. Gene Ontology annotation, biological process: centriole replication; centriole-centriole cohesion; ciliary basal body organization. NCBI's taxonomy places the organism in Eukaryota, Metazoa, Arthropoda, Insecta, Diptera, Dolichopodidae. The record is from RefSeq and is a predicted model, not a curated record. The transcript has 18 exons. Gene Ontology annotation, cellular component: ciliary basal body; centriole; centrosome. Gene Ontology annotation, molecular function: protein binding. The coding region runs from base 87 to 6035 and encodes 1982 amino acids.